AUGUCUGGCGAAGCAUGGCUGUUUUUGCUGGCGGUGCUGGUUAACGCCGUCAACCUGUUCCUGCAGGUCUUCUUCACCAUCAUGUACAGCGAUCUGGAAUGGUACGCAACAAGCAUCACCAGCUCUCCGCGGCUCGGUAGCGCGCGGCUUCCUGGCCCCGGGCUGCCCUGCCGUGCUCUCGUCGACUACACGAACCCCAUCGACCUUUGCAAGAACCUCAACAAGUACAUCAUUCCCGAAGCCGCCGUCCAUGGAUUCCUCACCUUCCUGUUCCUUAUCAAUGGCUACUGGGUACCUUUGAUCCUGAAUCUGCCGCUUCUCGGAUGGAAUGCGAACAAGAUCAUCAACAACACCCAUUUCCUUGACGCAACUGAGAUCUUCCGAAAGUUAAACGUUCACAAGAAGGAAUCUUUCUUCAAGCUCGGCUUCCACCUCGUCAUGUUCUUCUUCUACCUCUACAGCAUGAUUGUCGCUCUUAUCCGUGACGAGUCCUCCUAA
Clonostachys byssicola is the source of this 498-nucleotide messenger RNA. Lineage: Eukaryota; Fungi; Ascomycota; Sordariomycetes; Hypocreales; Bionectriaceae. The record is from the annotation of a GenBank genome assembly.